GGCAGAUGCACUUGGGCGAAACCAGACUUGGAGCUCCAUUAACUGAGAUUGGGAGGCUGUAGAUCGAAACCUGUCUUCACAAGGACCAUGGAAGAGGAGCUCAAAUGUCCGGCCUGUUCGGACAUCUUCAAAAAUCCUGUCAUAUUGCCAUGCAGUCACAGCCUCUGUCAAGCGUGUGUACAGCAGAGGAAGACCCAAGGAGAUCAAUCAUGUCCGGUUUGUACCACAGAUUUUUCUUCGAUUGAUCCAAUUUUGAACUUGGUACUGAGCAAUGCAUGUCAGAACUUUUCCCGAGUCAUCGUGAGGUCAGAAGCCAUCUGCAACUUGCACAACGAGCCAUUUAAACUCUUCUGUUUGAACCAUGAGGAGCUUGUGUGCCUUAUUUGCAGGGAUUCAGGACUCCAUGCAGGCCACAAGUUCCGUCCCAUUGAUGAAGCUGCAAAUGAUCACGAAGGGAAGCUUCAGGACUGUCUGCAGAACAUGAGGGAAAAGCUGAAAGAUUAUAAUGCGAUAAGAAAUGACUGCAUUGCACAAGCCGUGUACAUGAAGGUUGAGGAGGAGGCUAGGUUGUCUGCUGUCAGGGGAGAAGAGAAGACGAAGAGAGAGAUGUUGAAGCGGAAGAUCGCGUCUCUCGUCAAAGACAUUACCGCUCUCUCAAAUAUCAUCAAAAGCACUGAGGAAAAUUUAAUGUCUGGCAACAUUUCCCUCUUAAAGAACUUCAAAGGUACGAUGAGUAAAACCCAAAAGCUUCCCAGCAAGCCCAAGCCGCUUCAUGGAAUUUUGCUGGAUGAAGCAAAACAUGUAGGCAACCUCAAGUUCACUGUGUGGGAGGGAAUGAAAAAGAUCAUCUCCUACAGUCCCGUUAUCCUGGACCUAAACACGGCUGGUCGAGAACUUAAUAUCUCGGAAGAUCUAACCAGUCUGAGUUUUGAAGCUAGAGACGAGCGCCGUCUGAAUACUCCAGAGAGGAUGCUGGAUCACUGCAGCGUGCUCGGUUCUGCUUUGGAUUCGGGAAAACACGUGUGGGAUGUUGACGUUGGAGACAACCAGUGGUGGCAAGUGGGGGUGGCGCUGGGAGACCGUAGCUUGCCACAAGAUAUGUCCAUGUGGACUUUUGGAUUUUCUGACGGUAAAUACAAAAAAGAUGUGGUCCGGUCUGGCAUCUGGAAAUCCUCCACAAAAAUAAGCAGGAUUCAAGUUUGUGUGGAUAUGAAAAAAAAAAACAGUUUCAUUCACUGACUUUAAUACACACACUAAAUUAUGCAAGACAAAUCCUUCUAAUUGGCCAUCUUUGUCUAAAUGGAUAAAAGUGUACCCUUUCUUUAGCACAAAAGACAACUGUCCUCUGAAGAUAAUUUCAAAAGAACGUUUUGUAUUUUAGUCACUGACGUCAGAAGUCAGUGAUUAUUACAUGCGGCCACACUUGGCAGUUACAAUUUGCGGGAUAAAAAAAUGAUUGAAAUUUGGUGUCAUUUUGCAUGAGAUUUUUUUUUUCUCAUACAUGGAUUGAUUUAAAAUAAAUCUGAUGAAAAUGGGAUUUUGAUUUUCAUGAUGUACGGCUCAUGGUUAUCACCACUCUAGAGUUUCUGUUUGGAUUAGUUUUUAUUCCCCCCUUCAAUUCAGUUCAGUUUGCAUUAGUAUUUAUAGUGGAUUUGUAAGAUUCUGUGAGUUUUCAUGUUUCUUGAAGUUUUACUUACUUAGGUUUAAAAAAAAAAAGUUUGAGUCUGUGUUGAUGUAGUUAC
Molecule: messenger RNA, 1742 nt
Organism: Corythoichthys intestinalis (scribbled pipefish)
Lineage: Eukaryota; Metazoa; Chordata; Actinopteri; Syngnathiformes; Syngnathidae
Product: E3 ubiquitin-protein ligase TRIM35-like
Exons: 2
Coding region: 88-1239 (383 amino acids)
Biological process (GO): protein ubiquitination
Cellular component (GO): cytoplasm
Molecular function (GO): zinc ion binding; ubiquitin protein ligase activity
Source: RefSeq, a predicted model, not a curated record